Messenger RNA from Pleuronectes platessa (European plaice), 3649 nucleotides. It is a transcript of the gene slc38a7, whose product is annotated as solute carrier family 38 member 7. NCBI's taxonomy places the organism in Eukaryota, Metazoa, Chordata, Actinopteri, Pleuronectiformes, Pleuronectidae. The transcript has 13 exons. Gene Ontology annotation, molecular function: L-serine transmembrane transporter activity; L-aspartate transmembrane transporter activity; L-methionine transmembrane transporter activity. Gene Ontology annotation, biological process: amino acid transmembrane transport. The record is from RefSeq and is a predicted model, not a curated record. The coding region runs from base 511 to 1878 and encodes 455 amino acids.
UGUCUCUCUGCUGUUUUCACCCAGCUGCUGUGAUUCGGGGCUGCUCAGUCAUUCUCUGUCAGAAAACACUAAAGCUGGUGCCUUCGCUUUCUACACGUUCUCCUCCGAGCGGCGACGAAGACACAGCGGAAGUAACCGAGGAAGAGACGUCCACACUUGUGUUGUGUGUCCGUGAAGGUGCGCGGUGUUUGCUAACUGUUUGCUACUGCAGAUCCCUGGUGUGCACCGUUUGGGCUGUAUGAGAGUCAGGCAUCAUGGAUUUGCAAGGAUAAAGGUCGAGCCGUGAGUGGCUCCACCACCACACUGGUGAUAACUGAGAAACAUCAGCUGCUCCUGAAAGCUGUGGAUCUAAAGUGGUUGGACAUCAAAUAUUCCAUCUGCACACAGGGGAUCAUCGUCCCUUCACUCAGACGUUCUGAUCCACUUCACUUCCCCUUGGAUUCAGACAGUUGAAAACUGAUCUUUAGGUUUUGGUGAGGCCUCACACGCCGAGCCGCAGCCCAUCAAGUCAUGGCGAUCAACGCUGACGUGGAGGACUGGGGUGGCGUUGGGAACAGCGACUCUGGAGAAAGGGCGUGGCUGCUGCAGAGCCCCAGCGUGGACUCCGUGCAGCACCUUGAGACGGACAGUAGAAGAAGUGGUGGGGUGUCGUCUCUGGGAGCGGUCUUCAUUGUGGUGAAUGCAGCGCUCGGGGCGGGUCUGCUCAACUUCCCCGCAGCUUUCAAUAUGGCUGGAGGAGUAACUGCAGGAGUGACUCUUCAAAUGUUCAUGCUGAUCUUCAUUAUCACUGGACUGGUGAUUCUCGGCUACUGUUCCCAGGUCAGUAACGAAGGCACCUAUCAGGAGGUUGUUCGAGCCACGUGUGGGAAAGUCACAGGAGUCAUUUGUGAGGUGGCCAUCGCCAUCUAUACCUUCGGCACUUGCAUCGCUUUCUUUAUUGUCAUAGGUGACCAGCUGGAUCGCUUGAUAGCAGUUGUGGCUCAUGACGCAGACACCGGUGGCUUCUGGUACACUGACCGCAAAUUUACCAUUGUUGUCACUGCAGUCUUGGUUAUUCUUCCUCUCUCCAUUCCCAAAGAGAUUGGAUUUCAGAAAUACGCCAGUGCACUGAGUGUGAUGGGAACAUGGUAUGUUACCAUUGUGGUCAUUAUAAAGUACAUCUGGCCAGAUAAAGAGGUGACUCCGGGAUAUGUUCCCACCAGCGCUUCCUCAUGGACUGCGGUUUUCAAUGCAAUGCCCACCAUAUGCUUUGGUUUCCAGUGCCAUGUCAGCUGUGUGCCGGUGUUCAACAGCAUGAGCAAGAAGGAUCUCAAACCUUGGGGACUUGUGGUCACACUCAGCAUGAUAAUCUGCCUCUUUGUUUACAUAGGAACAGGCGUCUGUGGCUUCCUGACGUUUGGCUCCAACGUCAGUCAGGAUGUGUUGAUGUCGUAUCCUCCUGAUGAUAUUGCUGUGGCCAUUGCAAGAGCUUUUAUUGUUAUCUGUGUGAUCACAUCGUACCCCAUUCUACACUUCUGUGGCAGGGCCGUUAUCGAAGGGCUUUGGCUGCGUUACCAAGGCGAGCAGGUGGAGGUGUGCGUGCGGCGCGAGCAGAAGAGGAGGAUCCUGCAGACCCUGGUGUGGUUCGUCAUCACCCUCGUCCUCGCCCUCUUCAUCCCAGAUAUUGGUCGGGUGAUCUCUCUGAUUGGAGGACUGGCAGCCUGUUUUAUCUUUGUGUUUCCAGGUUUGUGUUUGAUGCAAGCCAAACUAUCAGAGACAGACAGGCGCACUGCCAGCUGGCAUGGAUUAGUCAUCUUUGGGAUUGUCAUGGUUAUAAUUGGCACCUUCAUCUUUGGCCUCACAACAACCAACUCCAUCUAUCAAGACGUCAUCAGCUAAGAGGAGUGUUCUUCAUCGUCUUCGUCAUUGAAUGAGGGGAAAAAUUAGUCCUGUGCUACUAAUAUGACCAACUGGAUAAGACGGAGAAGCAUCUCAUGACACUCAUUUAAAAAAAAUCAUCAAUACCACUGCGGCAUGUGACAUCCCUGCACCACACAGAGCCCCGCGCUCAGACAGGGAGCAGUCAAACACCAUACAAUGCCCAAGUGACUUCAGACACUUUGCCUUUUUAAUUUCUCUUUUAUUUAAAUUGCAUGUUUUAUUCUUUUUAUGGUGCUUUUAAGUUGCGGUGAAAUGGCGUAUUCAUUCCAUAUGCUUUUCUUGGCUCUGGAGCCUGCAUGGCCGACACAUUCCUGUUUACAAGAGCUGGAGGAAUUUGUAUAGAUCUUUUUUUGGGUUUUUUUAGAUUACACAUUGUCUUUGUAUUGUGACUCCAAAUCGUAUCCUAUCAUUGAGAAUUGACAGACUGGUUUCCACGUCUACACUUUGUCUCUGCUGAUAAUUGACCCACUUCUUAAGACGUUUGUCUCUUUUUCUAAUGACAAAUUGAACCGAGUGAUGGGUUUGCACACACUAGGACACAACAUGGUUAUUGAGUGUUGUUAACUGCAGGGCUGAUUGAUUUGUUUACUUCCAGUUUUCAGGUUUUUAUAAUACAUUAACUAAUUGUAUUACACUUUAGAAUAGAUGCAGGGAGUCUUUUCUUGGUUUCAUAAAGAUGAGAUGUUGAUUUUAUAAUUGGCUUUGAGGUAAAAUCAUGUUUAAGUUUGUACAAAGCUGCGAUCAUCAAGCCCGACAGGCCUCAAAAACCGGGCUGGUUACAAUGUGUGAAACAGUGAAGUGUCAAAACCACAUGAGGCCAUUCACUUUGGACAGAUCUGCAGGGUGAGCAAGACGAGCAGCACAUCUGCCGUCAGGAUGUGGAAUCUCAAGUCUCUUCGGGUGCAGGUUCCUGACAGAGCAAGGUUUUUAAAUACCUCCAUAACCGAUGGUUUCAGUUGGCACUUGUACACGCUGCAACUGACAGAGUUCAGGAGAAGACAUGUAGUUGAAUGUUGAGCAGGAGGUUUGAUUAACAUCGCUCAAGAAUGUGAUCAAGUUCAAGAAUGUUUUUGUUUUUUUUGGGCUUAAACCAAAGUGUUGUUUGAUGCUCGUCUAUUCAACAGUAACAAUGUAAUCUGUUAAGAUGUAAAUUAUUGCAAAUGAAUUUUUGGUAUAUUUAACCUGAACAAUCAAAGCCAAACUGACUUUAAUCCUGGUUUUACAUUUGUUCUGUUUGAUCCAUAAUGUAAGACUGGCAGCCUUGUUUUUACCAGGUUUCAGUUGACUCAGCAAUAAAGUGUUUUACUUUUUUAGAUAUGAGGGACAAAUGGUAAAAGGGAUUAAUUUUUAAUGAGUCCUGGUGGAUUAAUUCAUAUUGUAAACUAUAAUACAAUUUAUUUAUGGAGGGGAAUGAAGCUGCAGUUUAAACAAUGCUGUGUGGGACCUGACAAUGUUAGCAUCUAUUUUAUUUAAAUUUCUUUAAAAGGUUUUAAAUAGUUUUUACUGUUUUACAGAUUUCUGAUUUUCAGGCUGGUAAAAUAUUCAACUUUGUUCUGUGGCUUUGUAUAAAUCAAAUCAUGUGUUGCUGUCAUCUCACACAGAACUAGGACUCUGCAAAUAUGUCAAGAACCUACUUAUGAUGCUCAAAUAAAUUCCAGUCAAAGCAUGUGAAUGAAUCCGACAAUCCAUGUGUUCAAAAACAUUUAAUAAAAAGACAAAUGAAAAGUUA